Messenger RNA from Babesia bigemina, 459 nucleotides. RefSeq lists its product as hypothetical. Lineage: Eukaryota; Apicomplexa; Aconoidasida; Piroplasmida; Babesiidae. Gene Ontology annotation, cellular component: clathrin coat of trans-Golgi network vesicle; clathrin coat of coated pit. The transcript has a single exon. Gene Ontology annotation, biological process: intracellular protein transport; vesicle-mediated transport. Gene Ontology annotation, molecular function: structural molecule activity. The record is from RefSeq and is a predicted model, not a curated record. Bases 1 to 459 code for a protein of 152 amino acids.
AUGGAUCAACAAGAGUUCAGAUCUGCGUCUAAGGACAUUUGGGGGAUCGAUGCGAACAAACUAGAUAUGAGUUCACCAGGUUACGAAAGUCACACUGGCUCAAGUUUCCCUACCUCCGAGCACACACAGCAGAAUAGCGUCAUGCAGAAGUGGCGCGUUGACAUUCAAGCGGCUAUAGAGGCGAAAAAGCAGAAGGAGGCCGAGGUUAUGGAAGCAGCAACGAAAAAGGCACAACGCGAUUUAGAGGAGUGGCGCAGAGUGAGAAAGGAGAAAGUAGAAUCCGCCGCACAAAACACGAAAGACACCAGUGGAGCCGAGUUACACAAAUCUGUUAAUGGUCCAUUCGACUGGAAGAAAACAGCAGAAAUCCUACGUAAGGUCGGUUACACUGUCAACGACCAGAACAGUGGUUCAUCGCAAAAAAUGGCCGACCUAAUAUUUUUGAAAGCCAAACAAUGA